AGAAACGUGUUUAACAAUGUCAUAUGUAACUUUAGAGACGGUCCCUUAAUUUCCUCAUUUCCGGGAAUAUCGAACAUCACACCCACUUUAUUCCAGUACCCGGAGUACCCGGAGAAAACCCGCGCGCGCACACCGGGGGGAAUUGAACCCUCAACCCUGGGUGUGUGUGUGUGUGUGUGUGAGGCGAACAUGCUGACUGCUAAGCCAGGAAUUACACAAGGAUUUUUUAUUUUACUCAGACUGGGCGCCAUUUUGCCGCGCUGUGUUCCUGUGCGCGAGAGAGUUGUGAUUGGGCUCCGCGCGCCGCCAUUGGAGCCAAUCAGCGGUGAUAAUAGCGGGAAGACGUGUAGUGUUGAGCCUUGUUUCUGAAUAGACUCUGAGCAUGGAGCAGUUCGCCGAGUCGACGAGCGGCGGAGAGCAGAUCGUGGUGCAGGCGUCCGGUGGAGCGGUGCAACAGCAGAGCACAGUGACUGCAGUGCAGCUGCAGGCCGACGGCCAGGUGGAUGCGGGUGCGGGCCAGCAGGUUCAGACGCUCCAGGUUCAAGGGCAGCCUUUAAUGGUGCAGGUCAGUGGGGGUCAGCUCAUCACCCCUUCCGGGCAGCCCAUAAUGGUACAGGCCAUGCCGGGAGGACAGGCGCAGACGAUCAUGCAGCUACCGGUGACGGGCUCGCAGGGUCUUCAGCAGAUCCAGCUCGUGCAGCCAGGACAGAUUCAGCUCUCAGGAGGUCAAACGCUGCAGGUACAAACAGCACAGGGACAAACUCAGCAGAUCAUCAUCCAGCAGCCGCAGACUGCAGUGACCGCAGGACAGAACCAGCCUCAGCAGAUCACAGUGCAGGGUCAGCAGGCUCAGACGGCGGAGGGUCAGACCAUCCUGUACCAGCCGGUCAACGCCGAUGGAACCAUCCUCCAGCAGGGCGUGAUCACUAUUCCGGCUGCCAGUUUAGCAGGAGGUCAGAUCAUCCAGGCGGGUUCAAACGCGAGCGGCACCGGGGGUCAGGGCACCGUGACUGUCGCCGUUCCCGUCACAGGAAACAUGGUCAACGCUGGAGGAAUGGUCAUGAUGGUCCAAAGCGGCGGCUCUGUCCCGACCAUGCAGCGGAUCCCUCUCCCCGGAGCUGAGAUGCUGGAGGAGGAGCCGCUCUAUGUCAACGCCAAGCAGUACCACCGCAUCCUGAAGAGACGCCAGGCCCGCGCCAAGCUGGAGGCCGAGGGCAAGAUCCCCAAAGAGAGGAGGAAAUACCUGCACGAGUCUCGUCAUCGGCACGCCAUGGCGCGGAAGCGUGGUGAUGGCGGGCGCUUCUUUUCGGGGAAGGAGAAGGACGAGCUGGACGAGCUGGACGUGCAGGUGAGCGGGAGGCUCCAGAUCAAUCCCAGCACUGAUUGGACUGCCUUCUCAGCCCCGCCCCCUGGGAUAAAUAUCGCAGGCUUUUAAGCAAUACAUGUUCACUUUUGCCAGGCAAAGAAGACUGCGCACAUGCGCGUGCUUGUGUGUGUGAUAAUCCUGUCAGGCUUUUUCACAUGCAUGCAUCUUUUAUUAUUGCUGAGAAUGUGUGGCUCGAUGCUGGAACUGUAGAAUAAUCAGAAUUUCCCUAAAACGCUGCAGCAGCCGUGGAAUAUUUCAAGUGGGACGUUUGUUAAUAAGUGCUUUUGUGUAUUUGGUUGGAUCUGAGCAGUGACUGGAGGAUGCCGUGAUACACGCCUCUUAGAUAAGAAGGGCUUAAUUUUUUUUGCAUGAUUAACUUAAUAAUAAUAAUUAUUAUUAUAAUUAUGUAAUAAAUACAUAGUAAAUAUGUCCAGCACUUUAUCCUUACAGUCACUGUUUCAGAGCCAAAACUCGUCCGCCUGUAUGGCACUGUACUGUACGGUGUGUGUGUGUGUGUAUAUAAUGUCUUAAAACAGCCUUGAGCACAUCAUUGCGAGUGCUUACAUUUAAAGCUCUCUCGCUGAUAGAAAGUCGAAAUUACACUGGACUUGAAUCUGACUUCACUUGAUCUCCGUAAAGUCAGUAUUAUAAUAUUGUCCUUCCAUAUAAUUUCUUAUUAUUCCAAGCUGAUUCGCAGCGUCAUCCAGCUUCAGGACUCGUUUGCAGGAUUUUGCUUUUCGCUGUAAAGUGUUCUGUGUCGUCUGCAUGCCUUGCCUGUAUCUGUAUCUCUGCCGCUUUCAGAGCUCUAGAUCAUUGCUUAAUUGUUUGUCAUAAGUUAUAUUUGCAUGUUUAAAAGUGUUUAUAGAAAAGAAUGCACGCAGAACCGAGCUUGCGUUGUGACCUGCUGUAUAAAACGAGCCGUUUUGUCAUAUUCGUAGUCCUGCUAUUUUCUUGUACUGUUACUUUUUUUUUUUUUUUUAAUUUGCAAAUAAACACUUUUUUAUAUUUUGA
Molecule: messenger RNA, 2377 nt
Organism: Ictalurus furcatus (blue catfish)
Lineage: Eukaryota; Metazoa; Chordata; Actinopteri; Siluriformes; Ictaluridae
Product: nuclear transcription factor Y subunit alpha-like
Exons: 10
Coding region: 383-1435 (350 amino acids)
Biological process (GO): regulation of transcription by RNA polymerase II
Cellular component (GO): CCAAT-binding factor complex
Molecular function (GO): RNA polymerase II cis-regulatory region sequence-specific DNA binding; DNA-binding transcription factor activity, RNA polymerase II-specific
Source: RefSeq, a predicted model, not a curated record